Messenger RNA from Medicago truncatula (barrel medic), 2674 nucleotides. RefSeq names its product thioredoxin-like protein CITRX, chloroplastic. Gene Ontology annotation, cellular component: thylakoid. Gene Ontology annotation, biological process: cell redox homeostasis; plastid organization. Bases 36 to 596 code for a protein of 186 amino acids. The transcript has 5 exons. The record is from RefSeq and is a predicted model, not a curated record. Lineage: Eukaryota; Viridiplantae; Streptophyta; Magnoliopsida; Fabales; Fabaceae. Gene Ontology annotation, molecular function: protein-disulfide reductase activity.
AAGAGACCUAUCUAGUUCUAAGUACAAAGAUAGAUAUGAUAAACCCCUUCACUCAAAAACCCUCUUUCUCUUUCCUCACUCAAAAACUCUCUCUUUCUCUCUCUAAAAUCUUCCAUCUUCCAUCUUCAAUGGCUCUCUUCCAUUCCUACACUCUUCCACAUCACAAACUAUCUACUCUUUCACCCUUUUCAACCUUCUCUUCAAAACCUCUCUCUGUUUCUCCCUCUUCUUCUGCUUUUUCUUCUUCAACACAUCAACAUCCUUAUCCUCUCACCAUAUCCACCGACUUCAACAAUAGAAAGUUGCUUUGCAAACCACCUAAAGGAAAACAUGUUAAAGAAGACUAUCUUGUGAAAAAAUUGUCAGCUGAAGAAAUUCAAGAGCUGGUGAAGGGAGAUAGAAAUGUUCCUCUUAUUAUUGAUUUCUACGCGACUUGGUGUGGUCCAUGCAUCUUAAUGGCUCAAGAACUUGAAAUGCUUGCAGUCGAGUAUGAGAACAAUGCGAUGAUUGUUAAAGUUGAUACAGAUGAUGAGUAUGAAUUUGCACGCGACAUGCAGAUAUGGCCGAUCAGGACUCCAUUGAUCCAUCUAAGAUGAUUGGUGGUAGGCGUACGAUGACUCAGAGCCACCGGAUGGAGAGGCAGAGGUCGGGGGGAGAUGGUUCAGGGAGCUCUCUGGCUACACAGCCUGAGGAGUCACAGGUUGUUGACCCGUCACAGCUUGUUGACCAGUCUGGGGUGGAGUACCUGAAUUAUCAGGAUCAGGAUACACCACGAUGUGACUGAUGGUGGAUAUGACCAGGAUCAUAUACCACAGCAGCAGCAUGUAGGAGACGAUGACGACAUUGCAGCAGCUGCUGCACCGGAGGUGUUACCUGUGGACCCUCCCUUUCCUGGUGGACCGGCAGACUUAUCUUUGCUCUACUCUUAUGCCAGUCAUGUGGUGUUGCCACUUUGGUAUAAUUCAGAUAAUGUUUGUAAGCUCCGUGUGGUUAAACCGAUUAAUCAUGGGGCUAAGAUCCUCACUCUCGGACGCCCAAACGGGAAUGAGAAUUGGUUUUGGGAUCCGCUUAGGCAGAGCGGGUUACAUGACUUGGUUUACUUGGGGUACUCCACCGUGCCUCAUGCCCUGCUGAUCACUUUAUGCGAAAGGUGGCAUCCUGAGACCAGCAUCUUUCACAUGCCCAUGGGGGAGAUGACUGUGACAUUGGAUGAUGUCGCAUGUCUCACGCAUCUUCCGAUUGAGGGGCGGAUGUUGAGUCAUGGAAAGAAGAUGCCGAAACAUGAGGGAGCGGCACUACUUAUGAGGCAUCUAGGUGUGUCGCAGCAGGAGGCGGAAAAGAUUUGCGGGCAGGAGUACGGUGGGUACAUUAGCUACCCGAGGCUGAGGGACUUUUAUACCACGUACCUUGGUAGGGCCAACUUAUUGGCUAGUACGGAGGAUCCAGUGGAGCUUGAGGAGCUGGCGAGGGUUAGGACUUACUGCGUCCGGUGUUACCUUCUCUACUUGAUCGGAUGCUUGUUGUUUGGCGAUAGAAGCAACAAGCGCAUCGAGUUGAUAUAUCUGACGACCAUGGAGGACGGCUACGCAGGGAUGCGUAAUUAUUCCUGGGGAGGGAUGACGCUCGCUUACCUAUACGGCGAGUUAGCUGAUGCGUGUAGGCCUGGAGACAAAGCUCUUGGGGGGAGCGUGACACUGCUCACUAUAAGAAAACUUAUAUUUUAUUUUUUUGUUAACUUUUAUUUUUGUUUGUUAUAUUUUCCGUGCGUAAUAAUUUAUAAAUGUUAUUUGUUUGGUUUGUGCAUGCAUGGUUUUUGGCGCAUUUUCCUGGGUUUUACAGUGUUGAUCCCAACACUGACUACAUGGAAAACUAUCCGGUUGCAGCGAGGUGGAAGCUCCAGAAGGGUCACGAGGAGGGGAUCAUGUAUCGGUCACUGCUUGAUCGUAUACAGUUAGAUGAUGUAUGCUGGAGGCCGUACGAGGAGCACAGAGAGAUCCAGGACUUCGAGGAUGUUUUCUGGUAUUCUGGCUGGAUUAUGUGCGGUGUCCGUAGGGUGUACCGUCACUUGCCCGAGAGGGUUUUGAGGCAGUACGGAUACAUGCAGACCAUCCCUAGACAUCCCACGGAUGUUGUAGAGCUCCCACUCCCUUACAUUGUGCAGGCGUUCGUCGACUUCCGCACUCACACGCUUAAAGCGGCGAUUGGGGUGAGUAGGCAGGAGAGCAGACAUGGCGGAUGGCUGAUGGCUAUAUGCUAUGGUACACUAGGGUGUCUCACCCUCAUACUUUGCCACCUCUCCCUAGAGAUCUUCCGAGGCCUGCAAAUGAAGAGCAGAUCAUUGUAGACCGGUGGGAGCGGUACGAGGCGAGAAGCUCGCCUGACGCCUACGACAUGGUUAGCGGCGUUGUUGCCUACGCUGAUGCACAGUUGGCCCAUGAGGUCAUGAGCAUGACCCCUCAGCAGUGGUUUCAGGCCAUGACCCAUAUGAGGGAGCAGAUCGUGCCGAUCUUGACCAAGAGGCAAGGCCAGAGGCCGAGGAGGAGGCACCAUCAGCAGGACCAGGACCAGUAGUAGGAUUUUUUUAUUGUUAGGACUUGUUUUUUAGUUUUUCAUGACAUUGAUUUGUAUAUUUGUACUUUGAUGACAUUAUUUUUAAUUUCAUGAUAUUUUUUUA